Molecule: messenger RNA, 1602 nt
Organism: Caenorhabditis elegans
Lineage: Eukaryota; Metazoa; Nematoda; Chromadorea; Rhabditida; Rhabditidae
Gene: apm-1
Product: MHD domain-containing protein
Exons: 9
Coding region: 21-1301 (426 amino acids)
Biological process (GO): intracellular protein transport; vesicle-mediated transport
Cellular component (GO): clathrin adaptor complex; Golgi apparatus; clathrin-coated vesicle membrane
Source: RefSeq, marked reviewed
GAUUACCCAGAGAAAUCGACAUGUCGAUUUCCGGUCUCUUCAUCUUGGACCUCAAAGGAAAUGUAGUAAUAUCGAGGAAUUACCGCGGAGAUGUGGAUAUGUCGUGUAUCGAAAAGUUUAUGCCACUGUUGGUUGAAAAGGAAGACGAAGGAAGUGCAUCUCCAGUAUUAGUGCAUCAAGGAAUUAGUUAUACAUAUAUUAAAUAUAUGAAUGUUUACUUGGUGACGAUUUCGAAGAAAAACACGAAUGUGAUUCUUGUAUUGUCGGCUCUUUACAAAAUUGUCGAGGUUUUCUGCGAAUAUUUCAAAACAUUGGAGGAAGAAGCUGUUCGCGAUAAUUUCGUUAUUAUUUAUGAACUUUUCGACGAAAUGCUCGAUUUUGGAUAUCCACAGACAACGGAGAGCAAGAUUCUUCAAGAAUUCAUAACACAACAAGGUAAUCGUUUGGAGACAGUUCGUCCACCCAUGGCAGUCACAAACGCGGUUUCAUGGAGAUCAGAAGGGAUCAAAUAUCGGAAAAAUGAAGUUUUUCUCGAUGUUAUUGAAAGUGUUAAUAUGCUGGCAAAUGCUCAAGGAACCGUACUCCGUUCAGAAAUCGUUGGUUCAAUUCGAUUCCGUGUUGUUCUUUCUGGAAUGCCGGAACUUCGACUUGGACUUAAUGACAAGGUGUUCUUCCAGCAAUCUGGUGCAAGUUCUAGACGUGGUAACAGUGGAAAAGGAGUCGAAUUGGAAGAUAUCAAAUUCCAUCAAUGUGUCCGUUUAUCUCGCUUUGAUUCCGAAAGAACCAUUUCUUUUAUUCCACCGGAUGGAGAAUUUGAGCUGAUGAGUUAUCGAUUGACAACACAAGUUAAACCAUUGAUUUGGGUUGAGGCUGCAGUUGAGAGACAUGCACAUUCAAGAGUUGAAUAUAUGGUUAAAGCGAAAUCUCAAUUCAAACGUCAAUCUGUUGCCAAUCAUGUCGAAGUUAUUAUCCCUGUUCCAUCCGACGUCAGUGCUCCAAAAUUUAAAACUGGAGCAGGUACAGCAAAAUAUGUUCCAGAGCUUAAUGCUAUUGUUUGGAGUAUUCGAAGCUUCCCAGGAGGCCGUGAAUAUAUAAUGAGAUCUUCGUUCAUGCUCCCAUCAAUUGGCUCCGAAGAGCUGGAAGGCCGUCCGCCAAUCAAUGUUAAAUUUGAAAUUCCUUACUACACAACUUCCGGACUACAAGUUCGAUAUUUAAAAAUCAUAGAGAAAUCUGGAUAUCAAGCACUUCCAUGGGUACGAUAUGUUACUCAAAACGGAGAUUAUCAAAUGAGAAUGACCUAAUAAGAAGCUUUCUGUUCCCAAUAUCCUUCAAGCCACCUUCAAGCCAAAACAGUCAUCCCUGUAAUUUUUGUUCUAUUCAAUUCCCCCGCCAUUCGGUCCCUUGGGUGCCUUAUAUUUUUUUUUUAAUGUUUAAUUUUAUUCCGAGAGAGAAAAAAACUAGUAAUUUAUUAACUGUGAUAUUGUCUUUUGUUGCUCUUUUCAACGCUUUUCAUCCCCUGGUUUCUUGUAUCUUUCCUUUUUUUUGUUCGUUUUUCAGAGUUAUUUAUUGAAUUCGGAGUUAAAUAUAAACAAAGUUUCCGAU